Molecule: messenger RNA, 981 nt
Organism: Varanus komodoensis (Komodo dragon)
Lineage: Eukaryota; Metazoa; Chordata; Lepidosauria; Squamata; Varanidae
Product: olfactory receptor 5V1-like
Exons: 1
Coding region: 13-981 (322 amino acids)
Biological process (GO): G protein-coupled receptor signaling pathway
Cellular component (GO): membrane
Molecular function (GO): olfactory receptor activity; G protein-coupled receptor activity
Source: RefSeq, a predicted model, not a curated record
GAAUAAGCUGAGAUGGGAAAUCAAACUGUAAUAACAGAGUUUAUACUCCUGGGACUCUCCAGUGAUCCAUUCCUACAGCUUUUUCUGUUCUUCGUGUUUCUUAUAUUUUUCAUAGUGACAUUAUUAGGAAAUGCGACAAUCCUGCUGGUGACAAGGACUGGGCCUACCCUUCAGACACCCAUGUUCUUCUUUCUCAGUCAUUUAGCCUUUGCUGACAUCUGCUAUUCAACUGUCACUGUUCCCAAGAUGUUGGGAAACCUCAUAACAAAGCAGAAUACUAUUUCUUGGGAAGAGUGCAUUGCACAGGUUUUCUUCUUCAUUCAGACUUCUUGUGCUGAAGCAUUCAUCCUCACAGCAAUGGCUUAUGACCGAUAUGUUGCUAUAUGUGACCCCUUGCAUUAUGCAACAGUCAUGAAGAAAGAAAUCUGCAAGCACCUAGUGACUGGUGCCUGGGCAAUUAGCUUCUUGAUCGCUUUGGUGAAUGUACUUUCCUUGUUAAAUCUGCAUUUUUGCAGGAACAAUACUAUCAACCACUUUAGUUGUGAGCUUCCAUCACUCUUGGUGUUAUCUUGUACUCAGACCCUCACCAAUUACAUUGUUCUUCUGAUCUCUGUGUUGGCUUUUGGUUUCAGCUCAUUCCUCCUCACUCUUAUCUCUUACAUCUACAUCAUUUCCACCAUCCUGAAGAUUCAAUCAAGGGAAGGCAGAAGCAAAGCCUUCUCCACCUGCAGCUCCCACCUGAUAGUGGUGGGAUUAUUUUAUAUUGCCGCUUUCUUCCGAUAUGUGAAACCAAGCUCAGUAUCUCUCAUUGAUCUGGACAAAGUGGUUUCUAUCCAGUAUAGCAUCCUAACUCCCAUGUUAAACCCAAUCAUAUACAGCUUGAAAAAUAAAGACAUCAAAGCUGUCCUAGCAAAAUUAUUUGAGAAAAAUAAUUUUCUUAAACUUAUUCUGUGGGAAAGUGCAGAGCAAAAUAAAUUGUAA